UUCUCUAAAUCUGGACAGGGAAAGCAUGGAGAACAGAAAUAAUGAAGAAACAACAAAAUUCUGGGAUCAGUUUGAAAAUAGUACAGUUAAGACUGAAGACGAAACCAACUCAACAUGCUUGACUGUAGCCCAGUUGUUCUGCUGUACUCUUCUUGCUGCCUUCGUGCUUGGUUUUGCUCUACUAAGCAAGGUUUCUCUUCUUCUGAUAAUUUCAGCCACAAGUGAUGCUUCUGUCUACUUUACCAAUAAACCCUUCAGUCAUCUGAUUCUUGGCUGCGUACUGGUAGUUCCCAGUACCCUGACGGCUGCAAAGUGUCUCUGGAAUCUCACAUUUCGUUCUGAAUCGUUGCUUCCUGCAAGCAGCCUGAUAACUGUGUGCCUCCUGGAAGCAGUUGCAUCCUUUGGUACAGCAAUGCUGGUUGUCGUCUGCCUUCCUCAAUUUGACAUCCUGACCAAUGUGUUCAUUUCCAACAGUAUUUACCUGAUCCCAUCGGUCCUACAAGUGAUCUCUCUGAAAUUCAUCCAUCAGCUAAGAAUUACAAUACCGCUGGCUGGACUUCUGUUUUUAAUCUGUGGUUAUAUUCUCUUUAUAGCUGGCCAGAUUUUGUACCUGAAAGAACAUGACAAGAUAUACUUGGGUCUGAUUGUAUUAUUCUCAGUUUUAACUUCCCUAACCUGGUGGGAAAACUUUAUCUUAAAUUGGAAGCAUCCAAUAUUUAGACAUCUGAGAUAUGACUUGGAUAAAUCCAGGAAUGUGUUGAGCCUGUGUAUCAGUGUAGUGAGAAUUGUUGUCACUGCUUGUGUUGUAGGAGCUUUGAUACCCAUUCGAGAGUUGGAGUGGGCAACUAUCAGUGAUGUUGCAUCUCAUGAAAUCAGAAUAAUCCUGGGCCUUUUUGGAGUGCAGGCUGUGGCAUCAAUGCUUUGUUCCUGGUUUGGGGGUGUUGCGUGUAAGGUCCAUGCAGUGAAGCGAAGUUUUGGUCUUCCUUUGAUCCUAAAUUCUCCUGUCAUGCUCACCUUUCUCUUGGUAGUUUUCAGAAUUCAUUACAAUGAGUUCCUGCAGACAAACAACAAUUUUAAUAUCUCAGAUUUCUGUGCCAAUUCCAGAACUGCGGUAAAUGAAACAGUUAGUGUAGAUAUCCUCUUUUCAGAAAUCAUUCGCAGUAUCUGCGAGCAGGGAGAUUUAGUAAACAUGGUCAGCGUUGGAUUAGUGGGAGCUGCUGGGGCAGUCUGGUGGGUUGGACUCAUUUUGACAACAAUCUACGUGUGGACCCAGAAUGUCAACAGAAUACAACGGACAUCAGAGACCUUUGUUCGGAGAAUCUACGAAGCUGCCUUUCUAGAACAAUCCAUGCUUCUGAACAAAAGAUACCACAUCAGUCCACGGCACACAGAGGAAAGUGACCCAAGGAAGAAAGAAAAAAUGAUGAUUUAUAUUUGUGCAACAAUGUGGCAUGAAACAGCAGAGGAAAUGAUACGGGUAAUAUCAUCAUUGUUCAGAUUGGACAGAUUCAAGGAAAAGCAUUGGGCAACAUCAGAUAAAAGUGAUGACAGCUUUGACUUUGAAGUCCACAUCAUGUUUGAUGACGCCUUCACGAAUGUUACAGAUAGAGAGGCGGGCACAAGAAAAAGGGUUAUUAAUGAAUUCUUGGAAUCGCUAAUCCAAGCAAUAAAUAAAACUUACAGGGCUUUUCAAGGUAAUAAUGGAACGUCUUCUUCUAAAGAAGGUGACAGGAUGAAUUCAGCAAAGGUGAUCUCCACUCCCUAUGGUGGAAGACUGUCUUACAUUUUACCUUGUGGAAGUGGCCUGCAUGUCCACAUGAAAGACAAGCAACUUAUCCGAAAUCGUAAAAGAUGGUCACAGGUGAUGUAUAUGUAUUAUCUUCUGGGUUGGAAGCUAUACAGGAAGCAUUAUAUAUCUAAGCAACUGCAUCCAGAAAUCAAAGCCAAACUUUGUUCCUACUUAGAGAGGGAGAAAAUGAACACAUACAUUUUGGCACUGGACGGGGACACUGAAUUCCAACCAUCUGCUGUAACUCAACUGAUUGACAGACUUAGAAGAUACCCUAAAGUCGGAGCUGCCUGUGGGCGAAUACACCCAACAGGGUUUGGCCCUAUGGUGUGGUACCAGAAGUUUGAAUAUGCCAUUGGUCACUGGCUCCAGAAGACAGCCGAACACGCGCUGGGUUGCGUGCUGUGCAGUCCAGGCUGUUUCAGCUUGUUCAGGGCAGCUGCUCUAAUGGAUGACAACGUACUGAAAAAAUACACAAUGAAGCCGGUCACAGCAAUGAAUCACUUACAAUAUGAUCAAGGUGAAGACCGGUGGCUUUGCCUCCUGAUGCUGCAGCAGGGCUGGCGAAUCGAGUACUGUGCUGGUUCCGACUCGUACACCAACGCCCCUCAGGAGUUCAAGGAGUUCUUCAACCAACGGCGACGCUGGGACCCGUCAAAAAUCGCAAAUACCAUUGACAUGUUGGGUAGAGGAGUUGAAACUACAAAGAAAAACCCAUCUCUUUCAAAACUUUUCCUCCUUUAUCAGAUCAUUUUUAUGAUAGCUUCUCUUAUCGCUCCGGCUACAGUCUGCUUAAUGGUAGGAGUUGUCAUGACAUAUGUAUUUAACUGGGAUCCCAUUGGUGCUCUGAUAUUUUCAAUAAUCGUCCCAACAUUCUACUUGAUUAUCUGCUUAACAACAAAGCCAGACACCCAGAUUGCAGUGGGUGCAGUUCUAAGCUUGUUGUAUGCCUUCCUAAUGAUUGCAGCACUUUUCAGUAUAAUUGGGUUAAUAUUGUUGGAAGGAACAAUUCUAACGCCAACUGGUAUCUUUAUUACAUCAAUGACAGUUCUGUACUUUGUCAGUGCAGUACUACAUCCGAUGGAGUUUCCACUGAUAGCCUAUGGCCCAUUGUACUUCAUAUGUAUCCCGAGUGGUGCACUUAUCCUGGCUAUUUAUACAUUUACAAAUUUAAAUAUUACUUCUUGGGGCACAAGGGAGUCUGCAACAAAUGUCCAAAACAAAGAUGGAAAUAACGAUGUGUCAAAGGUUAAGUUCUUCAAACAGUGGAAAUGUUACUCCUGGUAUAUUGAUUGUAUUGUUCGAGCCCGCCAGAAACCUAAGGAAUCCAUGCUUCUGGAAACUCCAGCAAGCAUCAAUACAACCAAAGAAGUAAAAGAAGAAGAUCUACCUCUGCAAUACUGUUGGAUCUCUGAAUUAACAAAUGCAAUGCCCAAUACUUGUUUCAUUGAGGAUGAGAUGGAAGAGGAUGAAUCCUUAUUUUGGAGUGAGAUGAUUAAGGGGUAUCUGGAACCUCUUAAAAAUGAUAAAAACCAAGUAGAACAGGCCAAAAAAGAUCUCUUGUCUCUGAGGAAUAAGGCUGUUUUCAUUUACGUCAUAAUUAAUUUGCUAUGGCUUGUGGGAACUUUUAUUCUACAACUGAUGAGUUCCACACUUCGAAUCCAUGUUCCGAAAUUUUACAACGGAGAAAUUAUACCUAACGAACACGUUGAGAUUGAACCCCUUGGAAUCAUCUUCCUUGUUUCUUUUGCACUUAUUCUUGUUCUUCAAUUUCUGGCAAUGCUGUACCACAGAGUUUAUGCUGUUAUCCAUUUGAUGUCAAUUGCUCUGACUGAAUCAAAACCAUCAAAACAUGGACAUCAUUCAAACACCUUUAAGAAAGAAGGAGCUGUUGAAGCCAGUGAGAAGAAAAAAAUGUCCAUUGCGACGAUCACAAGCAUCAGGAGGUACUCAGAACUGACGGAUAUUGGCCUGAUAACUGAGUGAAAAUAACAACAGGCCAAUGGGAGGGAAAGGACUGGAUGAAGGAGGCUCAAUACCAGCAGAGAGCAGUUGGGCAGAAUGGCCUAUCAAAAUUAAAUUGGAUUUUGUAAGAAUAAACAAUUCCUUUUAUUUGAACAAAAGCAAACAUUGAUGAUGCUGGAAAUCUAUAACCAAAACCAAGAAAUCUUGCAGGCACAUGCUAAUCUGUCUAUAUUCAGGGAGAUAAGUUAUUUAGAUUUGUAUAUUACUUCCAAAAAUCUAUCAUAAAACUGUGCACUUUCUUCAAAGCAAUCUUUUCAUUAAUGAUUGUUCCAUCAUUGCUUAUUUUUUUCUAGAAAAAAUCCCAAUUCUGCAUCUUUGUUACAAUUGCAUCAAUAAUUUAAUAUUAAUUACUUUAUUAUUUUUAUGAAUUGAGUGAUGUUUAAAAAUAUUGUUUUAUUUGGUGGUGAAAAUCUGGAUGAGUGCUGUUGAUUCCUAAUAAAAAUUCUAAUGAAUAUAUUGAAUUUAAAAAAUUUAGUUGGGAAUUGAUAAUCAGUGGCAGACUUUUAAAGAGUUUAGAAUUCUCAAUAAAAACUUAUUUUAUUGGUAAAAGGGAGUAAAGGGUGUGUGAGUAAUUUGAUGCCACUAUCAAAAGAACUCUUAAAACUGUGAAAAUAAGCUGGAUGAACAGAAGUUUGGGAGAAUUUCAGAUACCGGAUGAGAGAAAUAGAUCAUAAAAGUACACAUGAAAAAUCUAGAAAACAGAAACUAAGAGCUUGUACAAGUACAUGCAAAGGAAUAGAUGGGAUAAAACUUUAUCCUUGUGGGGGAUGUGAAUGGGGAAUUAAUAUUGAAAAAGGUUACUAAUGAAACACUGCCAGUGGAUAAUGAGUAAAUAUGCAUAUAAAUACCUCAGCUGCUAAAAUGUUAAUAAA
Hypanus sabinus (Atlantic stingray) is the source of this 4686-nucleotide messenger RNA. RefSeq names its product chitin synthase chs-1-like. Gene Ontology annotation, molecular function: chitin synthase activity. The record is from RefSeq and is a predicted model, not a curated record. The transcript has 19 exons. Gene Ontology annotation, cellular component: cell periphery; cell septum. The coding region runs from base 26 to 3775 and encodes 1249 amino acids. Lineage: Eukaryota; Metazoa; Chordata; Chondrichthyes; Myliobatiformes; Dasyatidae.